AUGUCUACCUCUGUCAAUCAAAGCGAAUAUGAGAAGGUGAAGUCCCUUGUGCUAACUACCAUCAGUAAUAUAAGCAUUGGUCCAACUGCUACUAACGUAGCUUUCAUGGUUUUCUCGGGAAGAGCCGAAGUCGUUUUCCACUUGAAUACUUACAUUGAAAACAAGACAAGUGUCAUGGAAGCCAUUGGUUCUCAAGCACACACAGGUGGGAGCACAUUUCUCGGGGAUGCUAUCAAACUUGCAACAUCUGACGUCUUCACAGAAACCAAUGGCGAUCGCCCUGACGCCGAAAACGUGGUACUUCUUUUCACUGACGGGGAAAGCAGCGCUGAUGAAGAUGUAAGAAGUAGCAUAGAUGAGUUGAAAUCUAAGGCUGAAGUGUUUGUGGUGACUGUGACUGCAGAAGUGGACAACUCCACCGUCGACUUCGUAGCUUCUUCACCAUCUCUGAAUCACGUGUUCCGCAUUGAUGCUCCGGAAACGGCGAACAUCGUGAGGAACGUCACCACCAGCGAGACAUGCGCAACGAUACCUCCUGUCGCCAAUACCGCUGACUAA
Molecule: messenger RNA, 558 nt
Organism: Haliotis rubra (blacklip abalone)
Lineage: Eukaryota; Metazoa; Mollusca; Gastropoda; Lepetellida; Haliotidae
Product: collagen alpha-1(XII) chain-like
Exons: 1
Coding region: 1-558 (185 amino acids)
Source: RefSeq, a predicted model, not a curated record